Messenger RNA from Scatophagus argus, 2062 nucleotides. RefSeq names its product serpin peptidase inhibitor, clade D (heparin cofactor), member 1 (gene serpind1). NCBI's taxonomy places the organism in Eukaryota, Metazoa, Chordata, Actinopteri, Scatophagidae. The transcript has 7 exons. The coding region runs from base 149 to 1660 and encodes 503 amino acids. Gene Ontology annotation, biological process: blood coagulation; negative regulation of endopeptidase activity. The record is from RefSeq and is a predicted model, not a curated record. Gene Ontology annotation, molecular function: serine-type endopeptidase inhibitor activity.
CAGCACUUUCUGUUCUGUUUGAUCUGGUCUAUUUGUUCAGGAAGAGCUCACAUCAAAGUUCAGUUUUGUAUUCAAUUCUUUGCUCUUAGCCCUACAAACCAGAGGCAACACAACACGUCCCACCAGCACACAGUGAAGUCUCCACAGGAUGUGGGUCACCAUCAUCUCCAUGGCCUGUCUGAUGGCCAGUCCAGCCCUGGCUGGGAUCAAAGAUCUCAGCUCUCACUUCAGUGACCCUAAACCAGACCCGAGAGGCUUUGAAGACGGGGCAGUGGAUAUGGAAGCCAUCCCCUUGGAGUUCCACAAAGAAAACACUGUCACUAAUGACCUAGUUUUUGAUGGCUUUGAAGAUGAAGAUUAUAUUGAUUUUGAUAAGAUCCUGGCUGCAGGUGGUGACGACUACAUUGAGGGGGAUGAGAUAGAUGAGAUUGCCACACCCGCCCCAGACAUUGACAUCUUUGCUGAACCGUCUGACCCAAAAAUUCGGCGUGCUAGACUCUUGCGGCUGUUCCACGGUCGGUCUCGCCUCCAGCGAAUCAACAUUGUUAAUGCCCGUUUUGGCUUUAACCUCUACCGAAGUCUUCGUAAUGAUGUCAACCAGAGUGACAACAUCCUGCUGGCACCUGCUGGCAUCUCCAUUGCUAUGGGGAUGAUGUCUUUAGGGGCAGGACCUGGAACCCAUGAUCAGAUCUACAAAGCUCUGGGAUUCGCCGAGUUUGUCAAUGCUAGCCAUCACUACAUUAACACCACAGUGCACAAGCUCUUCAGGAAGCUGACACACAGGCUCUUCAGGAGGAACUUUGGUUACACACUGCGCUCUGUAAACGAUGUCUACAUUAAAAAGGACAUCUCAGUACAAGAUGCUUUCCGUGCAGAGACAAAGGCUUAUUAUUUUGCAGAGCCGCAGUCAGUGGACUUCAGGGACCCAGGGUUUCUGGGUAUGGCCAACAAUCGCAUCCUAAAGCUGACUAAGGGUCUGAUCAGGGAGCCGCUCAAGAGUGUCGACCCAAAUAUGGUGUUGAUGUUGCUCAACUACCUGUACUUCAAAGGUACAUGGGAACAGAAAUUCCCCAAAGAAAUGACUCACUAUCGCAACUUCCGAAUUAACGAAAAGACAAAUGUGCGAGUGCCAAUGAUGAUCAAUAAGGGGAACUAUCUGGCUGCUGCUGACCACGAGCUCGAGUGUGACAUCCUACAGCUCCCAUACACUGGGAACAUCAGCAUGCUUAUUGCUUUGCCCAGGAAGAUCACUGGCAUGAGGACUUUGGAGCAGGAGAUUUCUCCCACUGUUGUUGACAAGUGGCUCAAAAACAUGACAAACAGAACUCGAGAGGUGGUGUUACCUCGGUUUAAACUGGAGCAGAACUAUGACUUGAUUGACAAUUUGAAGGAAAUGGGCCUCACUGACUUGUUCCAGGAGACUGGAGAUUUCUCUGGAAUGACCUCAGAAAAAGUUUCCAUGAACUGGCUAAAGCACCAGGGAACCAUCACUGUGAACGAAGAGGGGACAGAGGCCGCUGCUCUGACCCAGGUGGGCUUUAUGCCCCUCUCCUCUCAGAUCCGCUUCACUGUGGACCAUCCCUUUCUCUUCCUGAUCUACGAGCACCGCACAGACUGCCUUGUGUUCAUGGGCCGGGUGGUCAAUCCUUCACAGAGCUAAACUUGACCAAAAAGCACUUUGAAACAGCCAAACUAUUCCCUAAGAAUUCCCUGGUUGGUUAUAACUUCCAACCAAAACAUUCCUGAUUUUAAAAGCUGGAGUGCUGAUGCUUCUGUUAGUACAGUAUGUACAUGUAACAUUAAGUAAUGAGUCUUAAUGCGCAUUCAGUCUCUUACUGAACGUUCAAACUUAAAAGGGUUGUGAGUCUGUCAGUUUGACUCAAUGACUGCUUGUUAUCUGCCUGUAAUGUCAUGGAGUGUGGCUAGCGAAAAAAUGUGCUACAAAAAAAUGUCAUUAUAUAACUGUCAUUACUUAAUGUUGUAUUGCAAUAAUUGCGGAGAGACAACGUAAACAUUAACACCAUACAAUAUAAUAAAAUAGUACAUGACACUACUAGACAAA